Dreissena polymorpha is the source of this 11021-nucleotide messenger RNA. Its product is annotated as cAMP-regulated phosphoprotein 21-like. The transcript is spliced from 20 exons. NCBI's taxonomy places the organism in Eukaryota, Metazoa, Mollusca, Bivalvia, Myida, Dreissenidae. The record is from RefSeq and is a predicted model, not a curated record. Gene Ontology annotation, molecular function: nucleic acid binding. Bases 232 to 3504 code for a protein of 1090 amino acids.
GACGUCAUUCUUGAUACAGCUGCCAUUUUAGAUAAAGUGACAGUGUGUGUGAUAAAAAGUGCAAAUUAAGUUAUUUUCGUGAAUUAAUAUGUUCCUUGCCAUCAUGGCCAAUUAUGCUGAACGGUAACUGCAAAUCGAACACAAGACACGAUUCCAAAUGUUUUUGGCCGUGAUGGCCGCGUAUAUUUGUUGGUUUUAGUUCAAGACAUCUACCAUAUCACACGACUACAAAUGCCUAGUGAACAACCGAAGGACGCGGGGGUGGUGGCGGGAGGCGUGUCUCGACCGCUGCGGUCCAGCCUCCUUCAGAAACAGCCCGAAAUAGAGGAGGUGGAUGAGGAGAACUCGAGUCCCGGAUCUGACCAAUCAGACACCACCAUCACUGCAGGCACAGACACCCAAGUUGUGGAGGGCGAUUCACCAGAAAAUGGCUGCACCCCUGAUCUCAAUUCUAUCCCCAUAUUGCAGGACAAAAAUAACCAUAUCUCACCCAAGUUAAAGCAGCUGACACGAAGUGAGGCACUGUGUGACGACUGUGCGUCCCCGCCACUGCACGAGACACACCCGUCUCUGCACGAGACACACCCGUCACUGCACGAGACACACCCGUCACUGCACGAGACACAGAAUCUCAAGAGCACUGCGAGCACAUGUAGCUCGGACUCCAGCUCAAGUGGCAUUGGCACAAAGUCCUCAUUUACUUCAGGUUCUAUGUCGGGCAGCUCAUUUCAUGGGAAGUUGGAGAAGAGUGGAUCUCAAAGUUCAGAGGCGGGCACUUCCUCAAGUCUAUCUAGAGACUCGAGUGUAGACACGCCGUACAAAGACUCGACGGGUAUCGAUCUAGAAGACUUUAUAAAGAAGACUCUGAACAAGACGCCCAAGGACAGGAGUAUGCUCAUCAAGCUUGAAGUCGAUCUCAUUAAGUUCAUCAGAGAACCAAAACACCACUACCUGAAGUUUCAGCAGAUGUCGUCGUACGAUCGCAUGCUAGUACACCGAAUAGCUGCCUUCUUUGGUCUUGAUCACAACGUAGACCAGACGGGAAAGUGCGUCAUAGUGAACAAAACUGCAAAUACCAGAAUUCCUGACUUUUCAUUCCAAGAACACAUAACUAAGGGAGACGACUCCAAGCCCAUGAUGCUGCUAAAGCGCGGAGUUAACAGCUUCGAUGACAGCAUGUCUCGUGGUCUUCAGAAGCCCAAUAUGGCCCAGAUGAACAAGGCUAAGUCGUUAGAAGAGCGGCAACAGAACUACGUGGAAGUGAGGAACAGAAUCUUUCUGGAUGACGAGGGCGCUACUGAGGGAUCACAACCCAUAGGGUAUUCACAGGAAGAUGCGAAAAUAACUGGUAUAAUUAAAUGCGAGCGGCCACAAUUGUUAGACAGCAUCAAAGAUGGGACCUCGUCUUGGAGUGGAUACGAUGUGGACAUGGCAGGAAAGUCCAACAGAAUCCUUGUUCCGAAGGCCAACAGUUUUGGGGGCAUGCAGACGUUCAUGUUUCCGAUGCGCUCACCCAUGCGUGGAGGAAGCCUUUCAAAAGCUGACUCGAUGAGCAUGCAAAUGGGGUUGCAACCCCUGCGGCCGAUGCUGCUAUCGUCACCUUCGUGUAGUCAGUCAGACGUCUCUUCUGUGUCCGGCAGUGCCGCGUCUGGUUACGGUCACGCCACUCCUCAGCUGGGGUCGGUGCCAGCGCCAGGUCAGAGGGUGUACUGGGUGGCGUCAGACUUGAACUCUAUACCUGCUGGCAGCGUCCUGAUCAACCCCCAAACAGGUGAACCGCUACAGCUGGACACUAGCGAGCACACAUGCCAGCCCUACAUGAACCCCGAUGGCUCGAUGCACAAGUACAUGCCAGGUCAGCCCCUACCACAGCAACAAGGGGCAACAACUCCCUCUCCCCAACCUCAGACGUUUGGAGUGGCUCAAGACUGGACAAUUCAGGACUCUCAGAACGGUGAUCUGUGUCAGCAGAUGUCGAUGGUGAAUGUGACCCCCCAGACGUCCCUGGAUGGCGCAGGGAGUGGGGACGGGGUUAUGGUCAUGUCACAGCAGCCUGCAGGCUACACCCACAGCCACCAGCAAAUGGCAGUACCAGCCCAGCAGACUUUGUAUUAUCAGAGCUCGCCAUGCCAGCAACCCGUGCGGUACAUGUGCAGUAUGAACUACUGCCCCCAAGGUCACCAACACCAGUCGGGCUUUGGGCCUGGCCCAGGGGUGGUGCCCGUUGAUAGUGGAAGUCAGGGGGUCACACAGGGUCACGCCCACCAACAACAGUACUGUCCCCAACAGUACGUGCAACAAGGUUUCCAUGGUAACCAAUCCAUGUACUCGUUGACUUCACCCAAUCAGUGUCAGAACCCCACUUUAAGUGGGUCCCAAAGUUGUGAUUAUCAGUGCGCGUACAAUGUGACAAGCCCUGUGGAAGGGAGUGGCAAUGUGAACUUAAAUGCGGGCGGAUUUAGCUACCCAGUAACUUAUGGUGGUCAGCAACAGCAGAGUUUUGUGAGUGGCGUGCAUCACCAGCCUGCGCCGAUGUUUUACACGUAUCAAAACAACCAGCAAUCAAACAUGGCGGGAAUGGCCCCUUCGUAUAUGUACGGGGCCCCCCAGGGGGCAAUGUAUGCCAGCUCUAGUCCUCCCACCGAGAACAAUCAGUCUUCAGCUACAUCAGCAGCAAACGUGCCACAACAACAGCCGCAGCAGCUAUCUGGGAACCCGAUGAACAAUAUUGUAACUACGCAUGCGGCGCUUCCUCUGAAUUCUAUGAACUCAGUGAAUGUAGCGCCCCAGCAAGGAGGGGGUAUAGUUGGUCAUGGCCUAGGUCAAGGUCAGGGGCAGACUAUGACUAUAGCGAGUGUGAAUCCUGGGGUGACCUCCCCAGGGGGUCAAUAUGUGAGCUUCCCUUCAGUGCACAAUCCCUCACAGCAGUACCAUCAAGGACAAUCAUUCUCGGGUGGUCAACUGCGUGCCGUCGCCCCGCAGUUUGUUCCCAUGGCAGCGGGUCAUAGCGGUCUACAAAUGGGGGCCAUGUCGCCGAUGGUGCAGCAACCAUUUCAUCAGGUCUACAGGCUGAAUAUGCAAAACCCUAUGCAUUUCUCACAAUGGCAAUGUGGGCAGUCGAACCCGCAGUCUUUAGUUCUUUCAGCGCAGGCUGUGAAUCGGUCGCCCGGGCAUCUAGGCUCGGGGCCAGGUCAUGUGACGGUCAGCGCCAAGGGUCUUCAGUCCGAGGGAAAGCCCGACAGUGGGGCACUUGAGGGUGGGGAUGGUAACAACCCUGGGGAGACAGGACAUGGGUAUGGACCUGUGAAUCACAAUACAGGUGACCCUCACCCUCAAUUCCACCAAGGUCAGCGAUUGGCUAAUCAACAGGCUACACUCCAGUCACAACUGAAUACUAGAAGUAGUCCAAACUCAGUGAAAACGUGGAAAUCUAAAUCCAACACCAGCAUAGACAGUUCAACAUCUGACGGAAGUAACAGUAAUGUGGCCAUGGGUAGGUUAUGAUCCUCACUAUGGAACAAUGUGAAGGACAUAUUCCACCACCAAACAAGCAUGGCAGACACUACCCUGCCAACACAGCACCCUUCCAGAAAACGCCUGGUCUCAAAUGGAGCCAGAAGCAAGCCUGACCCUCUGACGGCAACCCCUCCCCACCCUCCAUCCCUUUUUAGGGCAGUGUCUGGGACUUUAAAAUGGCUUCCCUCCCAACCAUCACAAUGCUUAGUGUAAAACGGUCAAUCCUUUUAAUUCUUUGUGAAAAAAAACUUUGUGACUCUGUUAUGUUGAUGUCUUGCAAAAUUGAAAUCUUGUAAAAUGGUAAAUAUUGGUUCAAUAUUUUAAGUUGUGCUCUUCUGCUAACAGCAAUUUGUAGAUUUUAAACUGGAACUUUGAUCUGAAAUGCUUACUUGACUAAUAUUUCAGACUUUCAUGGAAAGCUUUUUAAAAACUUACUUUAAAGCAAUUUGAUCUGAUUUUGUUUUUCAUUAACUACCAGAUAAGAUUUGCAGGAGGAUCUGUUUUGAAAACCGACCGUUUAGCAAACUUUACAAUAAGGGUGUAAUCAAGUGAUAGUUAACAUGGCGACGUACAUGCCUUGACCAUUUUUUAAUUACGCUCACUUUCUAGCCACAUCAGUCAGAAAGUGAUAAGGGUUUAUCUCAUAUUAUAUCUCGACUUAACUUGCUGCAAAUUUUCUUAAUGGCGAUGUAAUUAGGUCAUCUCACUAAGAACAUUUCCAGCAAGGAAAGUCAAGAUAUAAAAAGAAUGUUAAUAUGCUUUCUUUCUAAAAUGGCUGGAAAAUGAACGUCAUUAAAAAAUUAAACAAAAGAAAUAAGGGGUUUUAAAUGGUGAAAAAAAUCUCGGCACGGAUGUCGCCGUCUCGACUAUGGUGUGAUUACUCCCUCUGAACGAUGCUAACAAAAUAAUUGUGAAGUCCAACAAUUAUCAGCUGCCAUGUCACAGUUGCAUCAUCAAUUCUUGAUAAUUGCUGGUCUUAAGUUGGUUUCUGCUUGUGGUGAACAAGGCCCUAGUUUGUUCACUUGUUUUUUUGCAAAUGUUCGUGUCCCACAAGUGAGGAAAUGAGCACGUUCUGGUAAAACUGGGCUUAAAACAUGUGCUUAAAGUGACUUUUCACAGAUUUUGGCAUGUUUUGAAGUUUGUCAUUAAAUACUUUUAAUUGGUUAAUGUAAACAUUGGAACUAAAUAUAUUGGGUAAAAAACUAGAAUAAAAUCAGGGCUAUAGAUAACAAGCGUACUUGCGUUAUUAUGCAAUUAAAAUAACCAUAAACGUAAUUAAAUUCAAAAUUAAGUUACAAAAACGCAAAUACAAUUUUAAUAACGUAAUUCCAGUAAAAAACCUUGCAUCACGAAAUGCAAUUCUUACGAACACCUGGCGUAUUUUUUAGACUUGUUAUUUUUGGUACAAAAAUGUAUUGGAUAGUUUAUAUGCCGUCCUAUGAAGAAAAGAAGGCAGUCUUUUCCAGCGGUUAUCAAUCUUUGGGGUAUUAUUGUUAUUAUUUGUAGACCCGUCCGAUUUCUACUUUCAUUUUCAAGGUAUUCAACUCAAAAUGACUGAAAAACGGGGUGCAUCGCUUUGCACAGCCAUAACUUCAUCAAUUGUACAGCGUUUUUCACAAACUCAGUCUUAUUCAACGCAAAAAUGAAUUAACUUUGAUCAGAAAUUCAGUAAUUGUUUGUUGUAAUGUACAGGUACCUUUUUGAAUUCCAUUUGUAUAAAUAAUAUAGUAACCUUAGUAAUAUAGUAGAUUUUUAUUAUAUUAUAUAUGUCAUAAUACAUUCCCUAAAUUACCCAAUUGAGUUAAAAACCGGAGGUGGAAAACCCAAUUAAGCUCAAAAGUAGGGGGUGAAAAUUUUUGCUAAAACUCUAUUGAGUUUACAGAAAAACAUUGUCAAAAACAGGGGUGCAUCACCCAAUAUACCCCAAAAGUUAUCUAUAGCCCUGUAAAAUUUAAGUAAGAAAAAAAGUUAUCAACAACUGGGCUCAAACCACUCACCUUUGGAGUUACAGUUUAUCGCUGAAACCACUUGGCUAUUCAUGCUCAUAUAUUUUAUAUAGUGAUGUAUUUUUAUCUUAUAAAAGCAACCAUUGGCAUGUAAAAAAAAAUAUAGAUAACAACAGAACUCUCCAAAUUAUUAAAUUAUUUAAGCGUUUGUAAUGCUUUAUAAUUUUCAGAUUUUUUAAUCGUCAAAAGAUUCAUAUAAUGAAAAUUUUAGAGCAUGGCUAAUGUUCAGUAUUACUGUUUCCUUGCAAAUAUUAAUUUUUAUGCCCCCGAAUCGAAUGAUCAGGGGUAUAUUGUUUUUAGCCUGUCUGUCUGUCUGUCAUUCGUCAUUCUGUCACCAAAACUUUAACCUUGCAUUAUUGUUUUGCAAUAACUUUUGAAAUUUGAACAUAGCAACUUCAUAUUCGGCAUGCAUGUGUAUCUUAUGGAGCUGCACAUUUUGAGUGGUGAAAGGUCAAGGUAAUCCUUCAAAGUCAAAGGUUAAAAAAAAAGCGGCGCAUUAGGGGGCAUUGUGUUUCUGACAAACACAUCUCUUGUUUUUUUCAAUUUUGUCUAUUUACCAAAACAUGAAAAGGUUCCUUUUAAGUGUCAUCUCAAAUUGGUUUUUGCAAUCUGCACAGGCAAAUCAGUGGCCACACUUAAAUUUGCCUUUAUGGUACUCUUUCGUUAAAAAAAGUAUCUUUAAAAAAAAAAAUCUACCUCAGGCAUGUCAUCGCUGCUUAUAAGUCUGUGGGGACGGAAGGCUAUUCAUGGAUAACACUUUGCACACAUGAAUUAACCCUUUCCCCCAUCAGAAGCAAAGUGCUUUUGCAACCAGCAUGAAACCAGAACAGCCUGUGAUUAACUCGCAGUCUGUUCAGGUUUUAUGCUGUUUGCUGCUAAUCAUUCACUGAGGGUUGGAAAUGGUGCCUUUAAAACUUGAAUUUGUAAAGAAAGGUAUUUAUUUAAAUGUAACACUAGAAAUGCGUCAAAAUACAAAUACGUAUCUAAAAGUGGUUAAUGGUUAAGCUCAAUUUUCCCAGAACAAGGCGCUUAUAAUCUGUGUCUUUUUCAGCAGGGUAUCUAGUCCCUUGUCUUCACAGACAUGUGCCGUUUCAUCUUAAUUACACAUGUGUUAUGUGAAACAAAAUAAUGUCAGUACAUUUUCCUAUUUUAUUAAGAUACUAGUGUCAUCACUUAAAGAUUAUGAACCUUACUUGACAGAAAUGUUGUACAGAUUAUGUCGUAGAAUUAUGUGCAAAAACUUUAUAACUGAACAUUUGCACGCGUCUCUCAGAAUGGUUGUUAAAUUGUUUGUUAUCAAGUGCAGUUAAGAGAUAGGCUGUUCAAUUUUAUAUAUAUAUAUAUAUUUACUCAACCGUACCAUUGCUGUACAUUUUAUUGAGUGUUUUAACGUUAUUGCAAUUUAUUUUGUGUAGAAAAUCUGGAGAACAUACAAACAAUUCGGGUCAUAACAUAUCAACUAACGUUCUCCAUUUGCAUAUGUGUAAUAUAUUUACUUUAGUGAUGUACACAUUAUAACGUUCAGGCAAAUGGCAAGUGUUAAUUUUUUAGAACGCUUAUAGAAAUUAUUUUGCUACAAAAACUUGAAACAAAUGACUUGUAUUAUUUCUACUUAAUGUUAAGUAGGAUUUUAUUAUGUUUACAUCUGCAAUGUUUACCUUUCACAGAUAUACACACCAGUGGUGUAAUUUCCAAAAGAACAACACUUUACGAGCCUACAUUUAGCCCAGUUUUCCCACAUCGAGGCUCAAUUUGUUUCAAUAAUGCUUACAAUUUUUUUCACUUUUGUGUUCACUAAAACUCAUUUCAUGUGUACAUUUAUUUAUGGAAAAGCCAAGUUAUACCAAGUGCUUCAGUAUAGGAAUGGAUUAUACAUUUUGAAUGGAAGAAAUAAUGGGUGCAAUUAAUUUCUUCCUCAGAUGUGCAAUUUUAUGUUUUGUUUAUUUUUCAUUUCCAUUCCUGUUCACAAAAAAAAUAUAAAGAAUACAAUGGUAGUGUUAUUGUGAACUUCAAUUUAUCAGAUGAGUUGAAGAAAGGUGUACACGGCAAGGCUUGAUAUUCAUCCUGCAAUAUUAAAAAAAAUCUUUGGUGAGACAAUCCAAAUAUAAGUGUUUAAUUUUUAAAAUGCAAAAGCCAUAACAUAAAUGGUUUACUGAACCUUGCUUAGUAAUUAAAACUUUAUUUUUGAUAUCUGUCCCAGUUUCGUUAUGAGAAAAACUCCUCAAUAAUUGAAUGAGAAAGUCAAAAGGGGAAAUAUUGCUAUAUGCUUGCAUUAAAAUUUAUGCAGCAUUCCCAAUUUUACAAAUAAUUUAUAUGUUUGUUAAAGCAUAAAAUCUUGUUUCUCCUGAGCAAAAGACCAAAAACAAAGAUGGCUGCAAUUUUAAAUGGACAAAACUGUUUGCCCAAUGUCAAACAAUAUUAACAUCUCUUCUUUGACUCCCUUUUUAGUAACUGGCAUAUAGAAAUCAAACCUAUACUGGCGUAUAAUCAAUCGUCUUCAAGCUGUAAUUGUAUUUGACCAUUUACCGCAAGUUAUAGAAGAACAAGAAGUCAUCUGUAUACAUGAACAAGCAAUUUAAAGUCUGGUGGAUAUAUUAAGCACAAGUUUACAUGACACACAGGUUUGUUUUCUAUAAUUUAAUUUAACUGUAGGAUUAAAGAAAAUUCCAGAAACACUAUCAGGAGAGAAAUCAUUUUACAAUCAUCAAGACUAGUAUAUAAAGCAAGUAAUGUAAGCCUUAUACUGUCCAAAGUUAGACAUAUGUAUGAUAAAUAUUAUUGGUAAAUUACUUGACAAAUAACGGUGAUGUAAACAUUUUUGUUUAGGAAAAGGUACAUUAAAUAAGUCACUGCUUAAUAUUAUGAAAUUUAAUUACUUUGUGUAUGCUCAAACACGUUUGAUAUUAUAGUGCGAACCAGUAAAUGGCAAAGUGUUUUCUUUUAGUAAAACAAAAAGUGUAAACCAUCUAUGUUCCAUCCAUGUUCUUGCUGUGUUGAUAUUAUUGUUUGAAAAAUGAUUUAUUUGUACAUGAAUUUAUUACAUGUUCACAGCAAUGAAGUCAUGUUAGUUUAAUUUUAGAUGGUACAAUAGUUGAUCAGUUGUUGGUAGCGAAAUGCUGUAAAACAUUGUACCAAAUAUGUGUCCCAAAGAGUUUAUGUUUAUUUUAUAAUUUAACUAAAAUAUUUUAAAUUUAUACUGUUUUUCUUUUCUUAACUGACUAUUUUAAGUCUAUUGAUUAUAAAAAUAUGGUACAUGCAAAAAAAAAUGCAGCAAGGCAAACGAAGCUCCAGCCCAGCCUGCGCAUCUGCUCAGUUUAGCCUGUCCACUAUUGAGCCCACAAAACCAUCCAUGACUUUUUAGCCGACAGAAUAUCUCCUGAUCAGAAUGCGUGCUUGCCGCAUAUUGCUUAAGACACAUUUUUGCAUUAUGGGACUAAAAUAAUACUACACUUGUAGAAGUUUUUUUUUUUAAUCUAUGACUCUGUAACAGUUUGUCAUAAACUGUAUUAUGAAUUAUUGUUGGAGUCUACUUGCUAAAGUGUGUAUUGUGAAUUUCAUGAAGUCCAUAAAUACACAUGCUUGUGUUUUUUGUUCAGUGCAAUAUGACUUUUGUUUACCGUCACUGAUAUAAGUUAAUUUUUUUAUGUUUUGAUACCUUGUUAACGAAAGUGAGUCAUAGCAAUUCUUGGUGCAUCGAACAUUUUGUAUGUGUGAAGUUUUAUAUCGAUCAAGUGUUAAGUUUGGACGUGGUAUAAAUAAAUAUUCCUUACAGAGUAUGUAUUGUUGAUAAAUGGUGUUAAUUGUUAUAUUUUCAAAGUACACGAUUGCUAUUUUGCCAUUAUUUUCGUAGUGUGCUUAUUAUUGACACCAGCUGACAAACAAAAUCAUCAGGGUUUUAGAUUAUUGUUAAAUAUAAAAAGUUGCCUUUAAAUUCUCUUAACUAUAUUGAGCAUUUACUGUUUUAAGGGAUUUACACAUGCUCUUAUUCACAUCCAUGUCUCUAGAAUGAAUACACAUGGAAUAUUACAUGACUGUGGUGUUUCGAUUGGUUUUAUCACACCAGUUGAUUGUAGAAACAAUGCUUUUCAGAAGUGGCAACACAAGUGAAAUUCAAUUUCACACAUCUAGUAGGAUACAAAACCAUAUCGCAAGUCGAGCAACAAAUGAUGUAUAAACUCUAAACAUAACAUUAUAUUGAACUACAUGAAUGUUUAAAUACUAUCACGACGUCAUAAUGAUGUGCAUAUUAAUUAGGUCAGUUAUAAGUCAAGUUUUUCAAUUAGAACAUAUUUUUGCGAUGAGAUAUGGAAUUAGUAUAAGGUCUUGGAUUUGAUAUCAAAAGUGCACCAGUAUUUCAGUAAGAUGAUCUAUAGGUAUUUUAAUAUUAUAAUAUUAUUCUAGGUAUCUCUUUGCCCCAAAAAGAUCAAUACUAUUCAAUUGAAUUUUGAAUCCUGUGGUAUUAAUAUAUAUCUGGACAUUGUUUCAAAUAUUAAUCAAUUGUAGCAAAACUGCACAAUUUUGGCGAUAAAAUUUUUACAAUUUUUGUUGGGUCUCAAUAAACAAUAUUUCGAUUUUGUAUGAGAUGAUAUCUUUUGCUUUGCGUAAACCUUUAUAAUUUUCGGUUAUUCAUUUCUUUUGAACAUCUCACCUCACCUACUGGCUAUAUUCUGGUAUAAGACAAAACUCUUUUAAAAACAUGCAUGGAUGAUUUCAUAUCUCCAAUAUUUAUUACACUUGUACUUUUGAUAGAUAAUUAUCAUUUGUUGAUUUUAUAUAAGUUGUUCGAAGUUACUUGUCAGUGUCUUUGAUGGAUUCCCCAAGAAUUGGGUGUUCUUGUCACUGGGAAAAUCGCUGCGAUUCAGCCCCAAGCAUGAUUUUGUCACUGGGGUCAUCGCUUUUCCUAUGUGUAAAUUAACUGUGCAACUUUCUACCAAACUUUGCCAAACGUGUUGUUUAUUUUGUUGCUCAAGUGUUUUGUAUUGUAUGAAUAUGGUUAGAAUGUACAAGAACUAUUGCGUAACUGUCAGUGACAAUUUGUCUUCAACUGCACAUGAUUUGUCGAAAAGUGUUUUACGGUUUGUACAUUUUUAGAGCAACUUUUAAAAUUGCAGAUGUUAAAGAAAUCUAAUAUAAAGCGAGAAUAAGAAAAUAUACUACCGAGCUUAAAUACCAUUUUCAGUUUUUAAAAUGUAUUGUUUGUAUUUAUGUACUUUUCUCUCGAAAUACCGUCUUAAAUUGAAGUUUGUUUCUAGAUAUAUUUCAUAUCAUACUGUUCACAGCGAUGAAACUUUGCAUCCAUGAUGUAUUUUUAGUUGUGAACAUAAUGUGUUAACUGUUGAUAUAUGAAAAAUUAUGUUCAUAGCGAUUUUAUCUUCUGUUGUUUUCAAACCCGUGUCAUUUGCCAGUGCCCACUAUACACACAACUAGAAACACCGCCUGUGUUGCGAGGGGCGAAUCCGAUAUGAGAUAUAUGCAGAUCGAAAUAAAGCGUGAUGCACG